Molecule: messenger RNA, 369 nt
Organism: Truncatella angustata
Lineage: Eukaryota; Fungi; Ascomycota; Sordariomycetes; Amphisphaeriales; Sporocadaceae
Exons: 4
Coding region: 1-369 (122 amino acids)
Biological process (GO): respiratory electron transport chain
Cellular component (GO): mitochondrion
Source: RefSeq, a predicted model, not a curated record
AUGCCGGCACCUAAACCGGCCCUCAGAAGAGAAGUCAUUGCCAUCUACAAAGAGCUCCUCAACCUCGGUAGGGAAUACCCGCAGGGUUUUGACUACUUCCGCCCGCGCCUGCACAAGGCCUUUAUGGCAAACGCCCACUUGCGUGACGAGGAAGACAUCCGCAAGGGCAUUGCCAGGGCAGAUUUUGUCCGCAAAGGCCGGGGGGGCGGGAUAGAAAUUGAGGCACUACUGAGGCUCGCCUUUUACACUGUAUUCUCCGUGACUGGCAGCAAACAUCUCACAUCUGCGAGGCCUCGUCCAUAUGGUGUACAUGACGAACUACUCACAAGUGACCGUGGCACAACGAAGAUAGCACGCAUGCAUCAGUGA